AUGGAGGAUCCUAAUGAGCCUGACGACUAUGACGAAGGUAUCGAGAUGUGCCAAACAGCGCUUGCAGAGAUGGAUGAGAAUGAUCCUGAUCGCGCUGCCUGUCUUGGCGACCUCGCGAUGUAUCUCAUGGAACGCUACACAGUCACCGAAAAGAUUGCAGACCUCGAGGAAGCGAUUCAAACGAGCCGAUGCACGAUUAGCAUCCUGUCCGAGAAUAGCGACGAACUGGCUGAGCAUUCAGGCCGUCUUUCAGAUGGACUAUGGCUUCAAUACGAAAACUCAAAUGACAACGAGAGGCUCGAUGAUGCCAUUGACGCAACCCGAAAAGCAUUCCAGCUUGCUACCGAAGAUCCGCCCAAGUCUGUAAUAUACGGCAACAGUCUAGGAGAGAGGCUACUGCAUCGCUAUGCCUCGUUGAACCGACAUGAGGAUCUACAAGAAGUUUUUGAUAUCGUUCAAAAUGCCGUCAAGACUAGGUCUGAAAAGAAUCAAUUUCUUCCGGAUCUUUCUGCUCGCUUAGCAUUAGCAUUGGAGGAAUCAUAUGAAGGAUCAAAGAGCUUGAAGAUUCUAGAUGAAGCCAUCUUUAGCUCCCGUCUCUCAAUAGAAGAACUAUCAGAGGACGAAAUGAAUCCUGAGGGGUACAUGAGAAUGAGCAAGGAGGUCUUCAACAUCGAAAUAGAUGAAACUUUUGAUCGAAUAUUUCAAAAAGCCUGCCAAGAUCAACAACUUGAGACUUUGGGUCGACUUUCUCAGCUUGCAAGACUCCUUGGGCAUCGAUAUUCAGAAUCGAGAGCAGUGAAUGAUCUAGAGGAAAUCAUUCAGGCAAACGAUCGUAUUAUACAGCGUGCUCCAGCUACCGAGGAAAGACUGUAUUUGCUGCUUAACGACCAGGCGAUUUAUCUUCGAGACCAUUUCAAGCGCACUCAAGACAUGAAAAGCUUGGAAAAUGCCAUAAAAUGGUCUCGGGAGGCUGUUCAAACUUCCCCAAAGAGUUCUGUGUACCAAGCAAGAAGCCUGAACACCCUGGCUAAUGCGCUGUCUGAUCGGUUCAAUCAAUCAGAAAAUAUAGACGAUAUAAACGAAGGUCUUAGUAUACUGAGAAAGGCCAUUGAAAUCCCUGAUCAAGAUCCAAAUGAACUGUCUAUAUGGCUAAAUGGUCUUAGUGCCAUCUUGAAAGCUCGUCAUGAUAGGUUUGGGCACAUCCAAGAUCUUGAAGAGGCAAUUCAAGCUUCCUCUGAAGCAGUCAAGCAAGCACCCAGCGACUCCCCUGAUAUAUCGACGUGGUUGAGAAAUCUAGCAAACAACAAACUUGCUCAUUAUGAGUGCACACAGCUCACUGCGAGUCUAGACGACGCGAUCAAUAUAUCUCGACAAGCCCUUGAUAGCAACUCACAUGAUAACGAAGAUCGUGCAGGGGCUUUUGAUGCACUGGGAAGUGCACUUACAGUGCGAUUCGAAAUUACCGGAAAGACCGAGGAUCUCAACGAAGCAAUUAAAAUGCUACAUCAGGCCAUUGAGGUGUCUUCUGAGGACAAAAGUGAGUUAGCUGGGUGGCUGAACAAUCUUUCAGUUAUGCUCCGAGCUAGAUACGAAAGAUUCGGCACCAGAGAAGAUCUUGAAGAAGCAAUUCAGACAUCACGAAACGCAAUUAUUCUAUCAAAAGAUGGCCACCCAGGGCUUCCGACAUGGCUUGGUGGGCUGGCAAGCCAUCUACAGUGCAGAUAUGAGCGAAUUGGAAAUAUGGAAGACCUCGAAGAAUCAGUCACACUGUGCCGUCAGGCAAUCGAUCUCACACCUUCAGACCAUUUUGAUAUUGGACAAUGGUUUGUGAAUCUUGCGAUCAAAUUAGAACAACAGUACGCCAGGAGUGGAAGACUAGAUAUAUUGGAAGAGGCAAUCCGCACUGUGCGUCAGGGUAUUGAUAAGACACCCCAGACUUAUUACUACUUCAUUACCUUCCAAAAUGACCUCGCCAACUUGCUGCAAUAUCGAUACGGAAGAACCAAGCAAUUUGAAGACUUGGAAGAAGCUGUAUCUUUGAUUCGCCGAGCAAUUGGUUUGACCCCAGAAAAUCAUCCUGACCUACCAAAGUGGCUUGCCAACUUGUCUAACAAGCUGCAUGAUCAAUUCAAGCAAUCUCACGAGAUGAAGUACUUAGAAGAUGCCAUAAUAUCAAGCCGCCGAGCCGUUGAGCUCACACCAAAUGAUCAUUUAGAUCUUGGUGCUUAUUUGAUAAACCUGGGCCAUAGGCUUCAAAGUCGGUAUAGACAAACUCGGCAGCAGAACGAUAUAGAAGAAGCCCUUCAAUUCAGUUUCAAAGCUAUUGAAAUUACGCCCCAAGACCACCCAUCAAUGGCGGAAUGUCUGAUUUAUACGGGAAAGGGGCUUUCCCUAUAUCCUACCCGGAAGACAGAAGCAUUUGACUUGUUUUAUCGAGGAUGGAACUGUGUGAAUGCCUCACCUUUGGUGAGAAUAAAAGCUGCAGUCUCACUUUUAAAUCUUCUUGGUGAUGACUUGAAUCAGCUUCAAGUGGCUUACAUGGUGUCUGCGCAAGCAAUCGCGUUGUUACCUCAUGUACAUAAUCGAUUUUUGAGUUUCCAAGACCGGCAAUACAUUGUUGGUCUGUUUUCAGGAUUGGCUACCAAGGCAUGCUCCCUCGCAUUUAAAACCGAAAACUCGCACGCAGAAGCUCUUGCUCUCUUGGAACAAGGAAGGACUAUAAUUAUAAGCCUUCUCCUAGAUGAUCGAAGUGAUACAUCUGAGCUCAAAUCCGCGAGUCCUGAACUAUGCGCGCAAUAUGAGAAUCUUCGUGUCGAGCUCGCUAGGCUUUCAGAGAGCAAAUCAUUGAAAGGCCCAGAGCAACUCACAACUCAAGCACGUCAAAAUACAAUUGAACAGCUGGAGCAAUGCAUUACGGAAAUACGCGAGCUUCCUGGGCUUAGUUCUUUCCAGAAAGGACUCACCGAGGAGCAGAUGAUUAAUGUGGCAAGGGAAAAUGGCACCAUAAUCAUAGUUAACAUAACGAAUAUUGGGAGCCAUGCAAUUUCAAUUCGCUCAACAGAAAUCUCGUCGAUUUCGCUUCCAGCGGCUGAUUCAGUUCAAACACAACGGUGGAUUGAGCUGAACUUGACAACAUCUUCAUCGCGAGAUCGAGGGAAGAUGAACAAAGCUUAUCGUCAAUUUCUUAUCUGGCUAUGGCGCAGCUGCGUGAAACCAAUUGCUGAUCAUCUGGCCUAUCCAGUCCAACAAGAUCCCGAGAAACUUCCAAGAGUCUGGUGGAUUGGCUCUGGCCUUGCAAGUUCUUUCCCAUUCCAUGCUGCCGGAGAUGCUUCUCCAGGAUCAACAGAGAAUGCGUGGUCUCGGGUACUAUCCUCUUACGCAUCAUCGAUCAAGGCGUUGAAACACUCGAGAGAGCGUUCUGCCGCUGUCACCUCAGCUCAAAAGAAACCCAUCAAGGCACUUGUUGUUUCAAUGCCCGAGACUCCAGGUGCAUUUGAACUUCCAAAGGCAGAGAUCGAGUCAUCUACUGUCUCACAGAUUCUAGGAUCUUCAAUGAACUGCGAAGCUCUUCACAAACCAAACGCGGCAACUGUGUUAGAUCACAUGUUCCAAUGCAAGAUUGCUCAUUUUGCCUGCCACGGAGUCUCGAAUGUAACAGACCCCUUUCAAAGUGGCCUUCUCCUUCAGAGCGGAGACUCGAGCAACCCAACUCAAGAUAUUCUCAGUGUGCGUAGUCUUUGCAAUAGUGAUAGCACCUUGGGCGGAAUGGCUUUUCUAUCCGCGUGUUCGACCGCAGAGAGCCGGGUCAAGAAGCUCGAUGAUGAGAUGCUGCAUGUCGUGAGCGGUUUUCAAGUCGCUGGAUUUAGACAUGUUAUUGGAUGUCUUUGGCCUGUGGAUGACAAUGUUUGCGUGGAAGUUGCUAGCUCGUUCUAUUCUGAGCUUUGCCAGGGUGAUUCUUUGGAGUCUGAAGAUCGAUCGAUUGCACUGGCUCUUCAUAAGGCCGUUUUGAAGAUUUCAAGCAGCAGGGAGUAUUGUAGGCGACCACUUCACUGGGCAUCGUAUGUUCAUUUUGGCGCAUAG
Penicillium angulare is the source of this 4080-nucleotide messenger RNA. RefSeq names its product CHAT domain-containing tetratricopeptide repeat protein. Gene Ontology annotation, molecular function: protein binding. The transcript has a single exon. The coding region runs from base 1 to 4080 and encodes 1359 amino acids. The record is from RefSeq and is a predicted model, not a curated record. Lineage: Eukaryota; Fungi; Ascomycota; Eurotiomycetes; Eurotiales; Aspergillaceae.